Messenger RNA from Venturia canescens, 2413 nucleotides. It is a transcript of the gene tobi, whose product is annotated as target of brain insulin. The coding region runs from base 253 to 2283 and encodes 676 amino acids. Gene Ontology annotation, molecular function: hydrolase activity, hydrolyzing O-glycosyl compounds. The record is from RefSeq and is a predicted model, not a curated record. The transcript has 5 exons. NCBI's taxonomy places the organism in Eukaryota, Metazoa, Arthropoda, Insecta, Hymenoptera, Ichneumonidae. Gene Ontology annotation, biological process: carbohydrate metabolic process.
CGAGCCAUUCCGAUCUUGAAACCCUGAAGAAAGCAUUUUGGCCGUCAUUCGGCCAAAACUUGCUGAAACGUCAAAAACGUUUCGUAUGCCGGCAGCUAAUUUAUGUACAUUCGGAAUUUGUGGACUCAAGCAGUUCGAUGGUGGAACUCAUUGAGUUGAUGGAUAAACAAAGAUUGAGGCGAGAUACAAGAAUAUAUAAAGCCUGUCCGACCAAGCAUCGUCCUCAUUUCGUUAUUCGGAUGGGUGGACAAGAUGCGCGAGCUACGAAUAUUCCUUGUGAAACUUUUGGUGGUCGUGACUCUUGUGGAUUGCGCUUUGGGGUACGAGCCUGAGGAUGAAACUCUAUCAGCAGUCACUCAUCAAAUCAGACUUACUUCUAAAAAUGCGUUGGUCGAUGUCGCGACGAAAAACGGUGUGAUCAAUUUGGUAGUCACGAAAAAUGGCAUCGGGUCGAAGCAGAAAAGUAUUCUGUUUACAAAGGAUAACGAGAACGAAAUAUCGGAGGAGCCGCUAUCGUUGAAGAACGAUUGUGGUAAAAACAAAGUUUGUUUAUGGCGAGGGUCAAAUUUGGAAACAAUAAUCGAAGCGUCUCCGGAUUCGGAGAGUAUAAAGAUCUCAAGAGCUUCGAGUGAUCCGUUGACGGAUUGUUGGGAUUUCGGGGAUGAUCAAUGGUACGGAGGUCCGCAAUUGCGAUACCAGGCAUGGCCUAUACAGCACAUGUAUUACGAGGAGGAGCCAUACGUUCCGACACAUCCGAAAAACAUGGCCUUGGCUGAGCGCUAUUGGUUGAGCAGCGACGGUUACGCGAUUUGGGUGAACGAGACAGCGCCGCUGUUUCUCGAUCAAAACAACAUUCUGGACAGACAUUUGUGUCUGAUGGCGCAGAACAAGCCGCCCUACAGAAAUCGGGAGCGAGUGCGAAUGGACUAUUUUCUUAUUGUUUCGGCGUCUCCGAAAUCGGCCCACUUGUACGUGGUGGACAAGUUUUUGGGCAAGCCAAAGGGCAUUCCUGACACGAGGAUGAUCAGGCUUCCGAUCUGGUCGACCUGGGCUCGUUACAAGGCGAACGUUAGCGAGAAAGUGGUGAACGAGUUCGCGGAUGAAAUAUUGUCCUACAACUUCACCAACAGCCAACUGGAGAUCGACGACAAUUGGGAAACUUGUUACGGUUCAGCGACUUUCGAUCCAGUUAAAUUCCCGAACGUCACGACGCUGACGGCGAACCUGAAGAAAAAAGGUUUUCGUGUUACUCUGUGGAUUCAUCCGUUCAUAAACGAAGGUUGUGAACCGGCGUAUUCGACCGCUCUCAAAAACGGUUAUUUCGUGAAAAAUCUCGAUGGUGCUGUUCGCAUGAGCUGGUGGCAAGGCCUCUAUGCAGGUACCAUCGAUUUUACAAAUACAAAAGCAGUCCAGUGGUGGGUCGCUCGAUUGAGAUUGCUCCAGAACCUCGGAAUCGACGGAUUUAAAUUUGACGCCGGCGAAGUUUCCUGGUUGCCACAGAUACCCUCUCUGAAUGCCACGAUCGACCUUCAGCCCGGAGCGUUCACCAACGAUUACGUCAGUGCUCUCGCUCAAAACUUUAACAACCUCACCGAGGUUCGAGUCGGAUGGAAAUCACAACAACUUCCCCUUUUCGUCCGUAUGAUCGACAAGGACACAAGAUGGACCUGGAACAAUGGAUUGCCCACUCUCAUCACGACUCUUCUCCAGAUGAAUCUCAACGGAUACGUCCAUGUGCUUCCAGACAUGAUCGGUGGCAACGGCUAUCUCAACAAUUCCCUCAAUGGCACUUUUCUUCCAUCCAGAGAGCUCUUCCUUCGUUGGCUCCAGGCCAACGUUUUUAUGCCAGCUCUCCAAUACUCUUUCGUUCCCUGGGACUACGAUAAUGAGGUUAUUUCCAUUUCGAGAAUAUACACAGAGCUUCACGAUGUUGCCACUCCGCUAAUCGUUGAUCUAAUGCGAAAAGCUGUCACCGAUGGAACUCCUGUUAAUGCCCCUAUAUGGUGGAUCGCACCGCAUGAUCAAACGGCUCACAAGAUCAACGAUGAAUUCAUGCUGGGAGAAUCCAUUUUGGUUGCUCCGGUGACAGCGGAAGGAGCUGUGUUUCGUGACAUUUAUCUACCGAUUGGAACUUGGGUAGAUCCUUACGAAAAUAGAACAUAUACGGGACCGAUUUGGCUGUGGAGUCACCCGGCACCUCUCUCCGUUUUGCCGUUCUUCGUGAAACAAUCGGCCAGCAGUGAUAAUCUGUUGCAGGACCUACGUAAUGCAAUCCUUCCGUAAUGCGCGAGCCCGAUGAAUGAUGAGAAUACAAAUUUAUUUUGUUAUUUCGUCGUAUUUAUUCAUUCUAAGCCUCGUAAAUAUUGUAUAAAAAUAAUUAACAUCUUUCAAUUCAAUAUGAGAAGCGAUCUUA